AUGUCCGGACUUCAGCGCCGUCGCGUCAACAAAAGUGACUCCGACUAUUCAUCAAACUUUAACAGCAACAACAAUAAUACUACCACCAAUGAGGAAGAUGAAAGUGUUAACAAAAAAAUAGCUUACGACCCGGAAGAGGUGAGCUUGAAGAAUAACAAUACCGUUCCUAAACUUACAUUAAUGGAGGAAGUGUUGUUAAUGGGCCUGAAGGAUAAGGAGGGCUAUUUAUCUUUCUGGAACGACAAUAUUUCGUAUGCAUUACGCGGAUGCAUUUUGAUUGAAUUGGCGUUACGGGGGAAAAUUCAAGUGGUCAACGACCCAGCCAGGAAGCGGUUCGACGUGUCCGAAAGACUUGUAGAAGUUAUAAACGGUACUAAAACGGGUGAGGUAUUGCUAGAUGAGGCCCUCAACCUAAUGAAAAACGACGAGCCUUUAACAAUCGCCAACUGGAUUGAUUUGCUCAGCGGUGAAACUUGGAAUUUUAUGAAGAUCAGCUACCAGCUGAAACAGGUGCGCGAAAGACUGGCUAAAGGCCUCGUCGACAAAGGCGUGUUGAGAACAGAAAUGAAGAACUUUUUUCUGUUUGAUAUGCCAACUCACCCAGUAGUCGACUCCAGCUGCAAGGAAGCCAUCAAACGUAGAAUACUAUCAGUUUUGGUUUCCAGAAACAUGCAGCUCAAUACUAACGAAUACUUCCCCAGCACCGUAUCGUUUAAGCUUAUAAGAACAUUGUCUCUGAUCUGUGGGGCUUACGGUGCCAAUGUCUUAGAGAAUGUGUUGUCGAGUCUUGACUACGAAAAGAGAGACCAUGCAUUCGCCCGCGCUGAUGAACUACUAGCGCAAUUUUCUCAGUCUCCUUUCGCGUUGGAUAAACAAACGGAAACAGGUAUUUCUGUCAAUUUAAACAAAGAUGCUAAGGAAGAAGUUGCAGAGUUUCCGGAGGCAAGUCUACGACUAGAAGUUGUUUCUGGUGUAUUUGAGGUAUUCUCUAGAAUGGACACUUUAUUAUGA
This is a messenger RNA of Lachancea nothofagi CBS 11611, 1011 nucleotides long. The record is from the annotation of a GenBank genome assembly. Lineage: Eukaryota; Fungi; Ascomycota; Saccharomycetes; Saccharomycetales; Saccharomycetaceae.